AUGGGCAGCCUCACUUCCCCAUCUCAAGGACUCUCCUUCAGGGAGCUCCCGACCUCCCUUCGUGAGUCUUCUUUGAUUGGGGCCGAAGUUCACCUGCCCUCAUUAAUGGAUGUCCUGGACGUAGACGCGUUGUCAGAAAAAGACCUCGAAACCUUCAGAAGAGCCCUGUUCGAAAACCAGGUCGUGGUCAUCAAGAACCAGACGGGCAUCGCGCCUGAGACUCUGCCUAAGCUGACCAAAGUCUUCGACCCGACUGCGACUGAUAUUCAUUCUGCUGGCGAGAAGGCCGUUAGUGACCCCAGGAAUCUUCUUUCGGCAUACAAAGCAGGAAGAAUUCCAAGAGCACCGCAAGUGGGCAUCAUCGGCAGCGGCAAGUUUAAGAACUAUGAAGGAGUUGAAGAGUUGGAGGUGAUCCAUCUGGAUCAUACUUUGUUUCAUGAGAAGCCUCUGUCGGAGGAGGAGCUAGGCAAUGGAUAUACCCGUCCAUACCGGUGGCACAUGGACACUCCCUUCUACCAGCGUUUGCCUGGCGAAGUCACCAUCCUUCACGCGGUUAAGGUGCCGAACCUGCCUGAUCAGAAACUCAAAUUUCCAGACGGGAAAGAAAAGAGCAUUGCUGCUGGAUCCACAGCCUUCUUCUCCGGGGCCCGGACAUUUCAAUUGCUGACCCCGGCUGAGCAAGAAUUUGCUCUUAACACGACUGUAACAUACGCUCCUCAAGCCUAUGAAUACAUCAGACAAUGCAAAGCGACGGAAGACGGAUUGUCGAUCCCAACAAUGGGGAAAGAGGUUCCCAUAGAGCAACUCUCUGAAUGGUCUUGGGAAAAUGUUGCUGAACAUCCCAUGGUCUGGCGCAACCCGUUGAACCCCGACCGACCAUUUCUCCAGGUUCAUGGUUGCUGCGUAUUCAAGCUGACAACUCGGGAUCCGGCGACGGGCGAAGUAUCAGUCGUAGAUGAUGUCGCCAAAGUCCGCGAGAUCGUCUACGGCUUCCAGAAGAGAAUCUGGGCGGCAGAGAAUAUCUACGCUCACCGGUGGGAGGAAGGUGAUGUCGUGAUCUUUCACAAUCGCGGCGUCAUGCACAGCAUCACAGGACAAUUGUCUCAGUAUAAGGAGGACGAGGAAAAGAAGAGACUGAUGUGGCAGUGUACGAUGACUAGUGGCACGGCGCCGCAGCCAUUCAGAAAACAGCCCGGGGUUGUUGAGACUGGGUUCGCCAAGGCGGCAUGA
This is a messenger RNA of Colletotrichum lupini, 1230 nucleotides long. RefSeq names its product TfdA family Taurine catabolism dioxygenase TauD. Gene Ontology annotation, molecular function: oxidoreductase activity. The transcript has 4 exons. NCBI's taxonomy places the organism in Eukaryota, Fungi, Ascomycota, Sordariomycetes, Glomerellales, Glomerellaceae. The coding region runs from base 1 to 1230 and encodes 409 amino acids. The record is from RefSeq and is a predicted model, not a curated record.